GGAUCUUAUGAAUAGUGUUCCCGCCAUUUCUACACCAUCAAUCGGGCCGGAUCUUGUUGUUGGACAUGGGCCGAGUUUUAGAUCUGGAUGGGCAUGCUGCUGAUAUUUUAUGGGGUUGCGUUUGACGGCUUGUUAAAAGACCUUUCUUCUUUUUGCCUUCAUCCUCACUUAUUUCUUAGGCUAUUGUGGUCCUCAGAAGUCGGCAAUAACUUCAUCAUCGCUUCCAGGCUACUCACGAUUCCGAGGGCGGUUGCGGAACCGGAAUUCUCCCCGAUGAGCACGAUCGGGAGAUUCGAACACGCGAGUUUCGGGAGGAGUUUCCACAAGGACAAUGUCACCCUUCCGGACGCCGAUGUCGGAAGAAUAUGGAAUUGGGGGAAAACACGAGGACAACGGUCUUUGAUUUGAUUGGGCGUCCCUCUCUCUCCGAUUGAAGUCGUCUGUCUCCGAUUGAAGAUGCCUUCGUCUGGUUCCGUCUCCCGCUCCUCGAUCGAAGAAAAGACCCAACAAUCAGGUCCCCCAUACUCUACCUCUCUACAACUUCAUCUCAAUCCCUGGGUAUUAUCUUUCUAUUUGAAGACUUCCAACAUAUCACUGGAUUUUGCUACUUUUUUUUGCCUAAUUGUUUGAAUUGAAAAAUGCAAGAAUCAAGAUUGCACCCUAUUUUUGCCUAAUUUAUUAUUAAUGCAGGCCCUAUUUUAUCUAUAUGAAUCUGACUUGAUGAUAUGAGUUACUUUUUCCAAUUGUGCAAGUGUCAUAUUUUUGAAAUUCAAUUUCUCAUUUUUAUUUAUUUAUUUAUAAACGUAAAUACCAAAUCUACCCAAACUGGUUACCUCAAGGAGCUUCAAGAACUUCUUUGGUUGUCUCAAGAUCCCGUCUUUGCAUUUUCUUCAUUUGCAAAGGUAUUUUCACAAAAGCUUAGUUUGCAAUUCUGGAUAACCCAUACAAAUUCUUCUAAGACAAGCUCAUGCACUAGAGGUGGGUCACCAUACUUAACACAGCAUCUCAAAGAAAGAGUAAAGAUUGUAGUCAAUAUUUUUUCUUAAUUAAAUAUAUUUUUUUUAAUUAUAAUCUUUGGUGUUUUCCCUCAAUGAUGCCAGGAAACAAGCUCUGCCUUUAUGACAAGCCAAGCAGCAUGACUUCUGCUCUACUUUACAGCUUCCUAACUGUAUGCUCUGUCUUAAUUUUACUAUCCACUUCUAUCUCACUUACCCUUUGCACAUUUAAUCUCUGUAAAUAUUAGCUGUGAAUGAAGAGAUAAAAGUUUGUCGAGAAGAGAAAUAACCUUGGAAAUUGCACUAUCUUUUCUUAGAUAAAAAUCAAGUUUGACAGAAUAUAAUAAUCCAAAAAUGGGGGCUCUGGUACUAAAUGAGAAAGAGAAGUAGAAUGAGAAAGAUGUAUUUACACUAUAUGGUAGGGGUCUAGCAAAUAGUAAGUUCAUCCUUAUGCUUAAAAGGUUGAUGGUGGAUACAGUUUUGGUAUAUUUAGCCAAUACACCAACAAAAAUUGUUCUGGAUAAAAAUAAUACAAUGCAUAGUGGUGAUUGACUCUGAAUACUUUAGAAGAAACGUUGUCCUUAACAUUUGUGAGUAGCAAAGUUGCAUAUGGACCCUUUGAGCUACAACCAAAUAAAGAUUGCAAUUGUACCUUCAAGUUCAGAGAGUUGAGAUGAAUGGGUUUCAUAGAACUUUUAGGUAUAACCACAUUGGAAGUAUUCUAAUUUAUUGAAAAAAGUAUUAGGAUUGGAAAAAACAAAAUAGUAGUGAAUUUAAAAAAAACAUGAGAAUGAGCAUAUAUGUUUAACAUAUGUAUAUGUUUAUCAAAUGAUUAUAAGCUUAGAUGUUUUUUUCUACCAUAUGUCUUUGUUUUUUCAAAUAAAACUCACUUUCAAGCUUAUAUAUGUCAAGCUUCGCUUGACAUAUAACCCCCACUCAUACGAAAUCGAUCGCUGAAGUCAAUCGGAAGAGGAAUUGAAAUUCCUCGGCAGUUAGGCUACGGUGAAGUAUUUAAAGAGAAAUUAAACACCGGUUACACAUCAAUAUGGAACAUAGGGUCGCGAACACCUUUUCCAGGUUUCCAGUUGUCCUCUUCAGGCUUCCGGGGUUAAGGUUCUUAAAAAUUGACUAAAGAGCAAAGCAGAGGAAAACCAUAGGACCCGGGUGCAUUUAUGUUGAUACAUCAAAGUUUUAAUUCUGCAAUCUGUUUUUAGAUAAGUAAGGAGAAAUCAAUGACACGUGUGGAGGACAAACGGAUGUUCAAAGAGGCCAUUGGAGCUAAUAAGAAAAGCAUCUUCAAGACUUUUCAUCUCAAGGUAUAAUUAAAUUUCCAGACACAAAAGUCGGUGUCCUCCCUCUUGAGAAAUAAUUUUGCUACUAUUGU
This is a messenger RNA of Cuscuta campestris, 2379 nucleotides long. The record is from the annotation of a GenBank genome assembly. Lineage: Eukaryota; Viridiplantae; Streptophyta; Magnoliopsida; Solanales; Convolvulaceae.